Molecule: messenger RNA, 1891 nt
Organism: Schistosoma spindalis
Lineage: Eukaryota; Metazoa; Platyhelminthes; Trematoda; Strigeidida; Schistosomatidae
Source: the annotation of a GenBank genome assembly
AUGUUAUCAUUAUUAAUUCAACGGAAUAAUCAUUUUAAACAAUCUAUUCAUUUAGUUAUAUUUUGUUUUUUCUUAUAUAAAUUAACAGAAACAAUAUUACAAUAUGGUACACGUAUUGAAAUAUAUAAAAUUACAUGUUUAUCUAUAAUCAAUUCAACAAAAUUACAAAAAACUAUUUGUUCCGGUGAAAAUGAUAAUCUUAUUAAUAAUUCUACAAAAUAUUCUAUAGAAAAUCAAUUAUUAAAUAAUGUACAAAGAUUAUCUGGUUAUUAUUUAUUAACUUAUCGUAUUUUAUUAAAUUUACCAGCUACAAUAUCAUGUUUUAUUUAUGGUAUUUAUUCAAAUAAAUAUGGUUAUAAAAUUUCAAUGUUAAUACCAUGUUUAGGUGCAAUUAUUGCAUGUACAUUAUUUUCUAUAAGUUUAUUAUUAAAUAAUAAUUUAAUAAAUUAUUCUAUUCUAUUUAUAUUAAUUGGUGGAUUUAUAUAUGGUAUAUGUGGUAAAAGUAGUGCAAUGACAAUGGGAGCUAAUAGUUAUAUUACUAAUAUAACUAAUAUAAAUAAUCGUACAUCUAUGCUUGGUCGUUUAUUAGGUGUAAAUUGUCUUGGUUUAUCAAUUGGUACAUUAUUACUUGGUAUAUUUUUAACAUUUUUAAAUUAUUCUGAUUCAAUUAUAUUUUGUACAAUUAAUAAUUUUUUCAUUGUUUUAAUUUUAUUAUUUUUGGUAAUUGAUUUAAAAACUAAUGAAAAUAUACCUAUAUUAGAUUUAUCAACAAAAUAUACAGAUUAUGAUAAAUCAAUAAAUAUAACAAUAAAUUGUACUAAUUCAAUCAAUAUAACAAAUGAUCAUAAUAUAAUAUCAUAUGAAUUUAUUCAAAUAUUAAUUGAACAAUUUUAUCAAUCUUAUCAUUUUUUAUUUCAAAAAAAUUAUAAUGAAAAACAUAAAUUAUUAUUAAUUUUAUUAUUUACUGUUUUAUUUAAUCAAAUGACAAAAUCUGGUGAACAAGAUAUUAUUUUAUUAUAUUUACGUAAUGAACCAACUUUAUGGACUAGUCAAUUAUAUAGUUAUUAUUUAGCAUGUUAUUAUGGUUGUAUGUUUAUACAUUUAACUAUAAUUCUACCAAUUAUUGAACAAAAAUUUAUUAUACAUGAUACAACUUUUAUUUUAAUUGGUUUAUUUUUAAAAAUUAUACGUUUAUUAUUAUUUAGUAUAACUAAAGAUAAACAAUGGAUAUUUUUUGGUGCAAUUAUUGGUUCAGCAGCUGGUUAUAUCACAUCUGGUAUACGUUCAAUAAUAAGUAAAUUAAUAUAUAAAACAGAAAUUGGUGCAUCAUUUGCAUUAAUAUCAAUAUUUGAAACAAUAGCAAAUUUAUUUGGUGGUUUAUUAUUUACUAUUAUAUAUAAUUAUACAUUAAAUAUUAUGUCAUCAUUUAUUUUAGUAUUCGAUGCAUUUUUACAUGUAUUAAUAUUGAUUUUAUUUGUAUGGUUACGUUUUAAAUUGAUUUUAUUUGAAAAAAAUUCAAAUUAUGAACAAAAUUAUCAAUAUAUUGAUAAUAAGACAUAAUAUAAAAGAAUUAACAACAAAAAAAACGAACAAAAAAAGAGAGAAAAAUUAUUGUAAUUAUAAAAUGAAAAAAUAAAUUUUAAAAAAAAAUAGAUUCAUUUUGUAUUGUUUGUUUAAAUCUUCCUGUUAUAAGUUGUAACCUAUGUGCUCUGUUAAUGUAUAAGGUAAUGAUACCGCUAAUUAGAGAACAGUGAAUUAUCCAUUGAACCAAUAACGCAUAAAACCCGUGUGAACAGUUUAGAGUAUUUAUUGGUCCUGCUUCUUGCCUAACCCAACCAGUUAAGUCCAGAACACUAAACUUAGCCUCUGCAAUAUGAAUCAUUUAUUGCAA